Messenger RNA from Sphenostylis stenocarpa, 843 nucleotides. Lineage: Eukaryota; Viridiplantae; Streptophyta; Magnoliopsida; Fabales; Fabaceae. The record is from the annotation of a GenBank genome assembly.
AUGUUCCGAAACCAGUACGACACGGACGUGACGACAUGGAGUCCUGCGGGGCGGUUGUUUCAGGUGGAGUACGCAAUGGAGGCGGUGAAGCAGGGCUCGGCUGCGAUCGGUCUCCGAUCCAAGACGCAUGUGGUUCUCGCAUGCGUCAACAAGGCCAACUCCGAACUCUCUUCGCACCAGAAGAAGAUCUUCAAGGUCGACAACCACAUCGGCGUUGCCAUCGCCGGCCUCACCGCCGACGGCCGCGUCCUCUCCCGCUACAUGCGAUCCGAAUGUAUCAAUUAUAAUUACACCUACGAGUCUCCUCUCCCCAUUGGCAGACUCGUCGUUCAGCUCGCCGACAAGGCACAGGUUUGCACUCAGCGGUCAUGGAAACGUCCUUAUGGGGUUGGUCUCCUGGUAGCUGGAUUAGAUGAAUCGGGAGCUCACCUCUACUACAACUGUCCCAGUGGAAACUAUUUUGAAUAUCAGGCUUUUGCUAUUGGGUCUCGCUCUCAAGCUGCAAAGACAUAUUUGGAACGCAGGUUUGAUAACUUCAUGGGUUCUUCCCGAGAAGAUCUAAUCAAAGAUGCACUUAUUGCAACUAGGGAGUCCUUGCAAGGUGAAAAACUGAGGAGUUCUGUAUGCACUAUUGCUGUGGUUGGAGUUGGUGAGCCAUUCCACAUUUUAGAUCAGGAAACUGUUCAACAGUUGAUUGAUACUUUUGAGAUUGUGAAGGAGGAAGAACCUCCAGCUGAAGAAGCUCAGCCAGCAUCCGAGCAGGAUGCUCCCACAGACCAGACUUCUGGUGCAGAUCAAGGUGCUGCUGCUGGAGACCAAGGUGGUUCUCCUAUGGAAAUUUGA